Molecule: messenger RNA, 1164 nt
Organism: Astyanax mexicanus (Mexican tetra)
Lineage: Eukaryota; Metazoa; Chordata; Actinopteri; Characiformes; Acestrorhamphidae
Gene: c1qb
Product: complement component 1, q subcomponent, B chain
Exons: 3
Coding region: 122-841 (239 amino acids)
Molecular function (GO): protein binding
Source: RefSeq, a predicted model, not a curated record
AUUUGAAAGAGAGAAAUGAAAGCGGGAAGAUUUUAUGUGGAAAAAAAAACGCUUUGCUGAGUCCUGCGGUCCCGACUGCAGUCACUGAUUUUACAAACAGGGUGCAAACAUUUCUGCGACCAUGGUUUCCUACUUGGUGCAUGCAGUUCUCCCAAUAAGCAUCCUGCUGUGGGGCGUGACCACCGUCUUCUCAGACACAUGCUCCGAAAACAGGGGGUAUCCUGGGGUGCCUGGAAUUCCGGGAGAUCAUGGUGCCAAUGGAAAGGAUGGGCUGAAGGGGCAAAAGGGAGAUAAUGGUAAUAAAGCAGAGCCAGUGAAGGGGGCGAAAGGCGAUCGAGGCAUGCCUGGAAAUCCGGGCAGGGCUGGCAUAAAGGGUAAUAUGGGAAUGGAGGGGCCCCCAGGACCACAGGGCCCAAAGGGGCAGAAAGGAGCCAUAGCAGGAGUCCCCAAAAACAUGCGUUCAUUUUUCUCCUAUAAAAGGUCUCCUCAAUACAGGCAGAAUGUUAUCAUAAGGAAACCCAUCGAAUUUGAUGUUUUGACUUCUCCUAAUCAGGACGGUGAUCCACUGACUAAUGGAGAGUUUACAGCAACGCUGCGGGGCACUUACUUUUUUGUGUACCACAUCUCUGCAGCAAGUACCGCCUGCCUGAACAUUAAGAAGAAUGCAGAGAUUUUGGUGAAUCUCUGUGAUAUCACUCAGGGAGUGCUGGUGACCUCAGGGUCAGUGGUGGUGAAGCUGGAGAAGGGGGACAAGGUGUCUGUGCAAGCCUUUCAAAACUCCAACAUCAUCAGUAAAGAUGCUGACAGCACUUUCACAGGAUUCCUGCUCUUCCAAUCGUAACAAUUUAGCAAGAUCACAAGCUUUAACUUUCAGCUUCUACCCAACUAACAUAUUAUACUCUUACACAUCAAGAUGUCCUUAGGUGCAGCAGGUUUAAACCCCUGCUCCUGGAGACCCAGCUUCAGACUUUAUCUUAAAUCCUAAUAAUCCCCACCUUAUUCAUCUGAACACCACCUUUAGAGAUUAACCUGCUGGAAGGUAGAUCUCACGGAUGUGCUUUGGUAAAAACUUUUUCAAACAGAAUAAAACAGUAAAUUGAUUCCCAUCAAUCAUGUUCUAUUGGUCUUCUCUCUGUACCAUAAUAUAUCUCAUUAAAAUCUUAA